Molecule: messenger RNA, 3158 nt
Organism: Ictidomys tridecemlineatus (thirteen-lined ground squirrel)
Lineage: Eukaryota; Metazoa; Chordata; Mammalia; Rodentia; Sciuridae
Gene: Lep
Product: leptin
Biological process (GO): positive regulation of TOR signaling; negative regulation of appetite by leptin-mediated signaling pathway; activation of protein kinase C activity
Cellular component (GO): extracellular region
Molecular function (GO): peptide hormone receptor binding; hormone activity
Source: RefSeq, a predicted model, not a curated record
AAGAAGCACAUCCUGGGGAGGAAAAUGCGCUGUGGACGCCUGUGCCAGUUCCUGUGGCUUUGGCCCUAUCUGUCUUAUGUUCAAGCUGUGCCCAUCCGAAAAGUCCAGGAUGACACCAAAACCCUCAUCAAGACUAUUGUCACCAGGAUCAAUGACAUUUCACACACGCAGUCGGUGUCCUCCAAGCAGAGGGUCACUGGUUUGGACUUCAUUCCUGGGCUUCACCCGGUCCUGAGUUUGUCCAAAAUGGACCAGACAUUGGCAGUCUACCAACAGAUCCUCACCAGUCUGCCUUCCCAAAAUGUGAUGCAAAUAUCUAAUGACCUGGAGAACCUCCGGGACCUUCUCCGCCUGCUGGCUUCCUCCAAGAGCUGCCCUCUGCCCCAGACCAGUGGUCUGGAGACUCUAGAGAGCCUGGAUGGUGUCCUGGAAGCCUCUCUCUAUUCCACAGAGGUAGUGGCUCUGAGCAGGCUGCAAGGGUCUCUACAGGGGAUGCUGAGGCAGCUGGACUUCAGCCCCAGAUGCUGAAGCCUUGAGCGCUGCUCUUCCCCCAAGGAGCAUGGAGAAGGAAGAAACCUUGGCUUCCAGGUGACUGGAGGAGAAGAGAGCUUUGUAUGGACAUCCUUUAUCCAGGACUCUGUCCAUGUCUCUCCCUCCUCUAAUCCACCCUUCCAAAGGCGAAGACUCCACGUUGCUUGAAACCAAAGAUAUAUAUACACAUGAUUCCUCGCUCGCUGAAAGGGGGUCCAUCCAGCAGAGUGGAUUGUUGCUGUGAUUCUCGCCAAAUUCUUCAGCCAUCGACCAGAGUCAUCCUGUCCUCUCCCCAUUCCAUCUCCCUCUCUGCUUGCUUCAGGGCAAUCCAGGGUGAUUUUAGGAGUGGGGUGGGCAGAGCCUCUGGAUCUUUUCAGAAACAAGUUUCUAUUUGAGAAUUCUAGGGAGCACCAUGAAGGCUACGUCCACACACAGCUAGAAACUCCCAAGCAACACACGUUGGAAGAACUUAUUUAUUGAUUAUGUAUUUUACUCUGAAUGGAUGUAAAGCAAAGCACCAGCUUUUCCAUGCUUUGGGGUCAGCAAGGGCUGCACAUGCCCCUGGGAUGUUGUUUCCAAUCCCAUCCAUGAGUCUGGCUGAGGCAAACCCACUUUGAGUGACUAGAAGGUUGGGAUUGUCUAAGCAAGAGUCAGCCGGGUGGUUCUCAAGUUAGUUCUGUAGUGACUGCUUUUGUUUCUAUUGUGAAUGACUUUACAGUAUAGUGUUUGCAAUGACAUAGCCCUAAGGGCUGGGUUAUUUUAAAAAGAAGAUGAAUUUCAUCAAGUGUAAUGUGAAUCGUAUGUACCCCAGGGUGGGGGAUGUGUUAGAAACAGGGUAGGAUCCAGAUGUUAUUUUCUGAAUAACAUUUGUGUGGUAGGCUUUUGGGAAAGGGUAAAGUCAUCUUGUUUUCUACAACCACACUAGGGUGGUUUCAAUGCAAAGAACAAACAAGAUGACUUCUGAAGGGGGACUGUGAGGUUUUCUAGGCACCCAUGGAGGGAGGGUGCUGAAGGAGAAGGCCAUUUGUUGGGGGUAGUGAUGAGCUCAGGGAGUGAGGGUCCCACACUUAUGACAGUGUGUCACUGGUGUGACCCUCUAAGUAUUCCAGGGUUGAUCCCACACUGGAUUUAUAACAUGGCAGUGGCCUUAUUGUGGGUUGCAUGUCAAAUUGUGGUUCUCAUCUGAUUGGUUCAGCCAAAGCAAGGCCAUGUUUUCCACCCAUUCUGUGGGGAUUUUUAGUCCAGUGGGAAAGGAAAAUCCUUUAGCAGAUGGUCCUAAGCCCUGGGACUUCUGGGUUAGUGCCAGGGCCCCUGGCCAGACUGUAGGACUGCCCUUCAGCUGGAGGUCAUGUUCAGGCAGAUGAACAAGGAGGCUUGGGUUUUUCCACCACCCUGCCACAGUGUCACCGUCACAUUGUUAGUAGUGAUUCUGCCCAAGGAAACUUGAAUCAAAGCAAUACACUUUAGACUGAGUGCCUGCUUGGUGCUCAGCCCUGACUGGUGCUGUGGGCUAGAGAGCUCACCAAAUAAACGUAAAAAUCAGGGACUUGCAUCCCCAUGCUAAAAACCCCCACUCACCAUGUGCCAAGGUGGAUGCCUCACCAAGGUGGCACCCAACAGCUGAAAGCAGAGUGUUGCCUUCAGCAGGUGGAAGUGGCAUGAGCUGAGGGUGACAGUGCUCAGGAAACCCUGUUCGCACUCUGUAGCAUUUAUAUACUUUUUAGAAUGCGUUAGCCUCUAUUGCUGCAUAGUACAUUCUGUUAAUGCAGGAUAACUAAAACUGCAAAAAUAAGAAAAUACAGGUUGAGUAUCCCUUAUCCAAAAUGCUUGGUGCCAGAAGUGUUUGGAUUUUGGAUUUUUUUUCUCAUUAUUGGAAUAUCCGCAUAUACAUAAUGAGUUAUCUUGGGUAGGGGACCCAAAUGCACACAGAUAAUUCAUUUCUAUUUCAUAAAUACCUUAUAUACACAGUUUGAAGGUAAUUUAUCCCAUAUUUUUAAUAAUUAUGUGCAUGAAAUGAAGUUUCAUGCUGUGGAAUUUUCCACUCAUGGCAACAUGUCAUCAUUCAAGACAUUUUGGAGUUUGGAGCAUUUCAGCUCUUGGAUUUUCAGAUAAGGGAUGCUUACCCUGUACCCAAGACUAUCACAGCCAACAUGCAGAAGACCAGGCCUAGAGUCCAGCCUCUGAUCCCUAGUGUACCUCAAUCCAGGUACGCUCUGUGGAGAUAAACUGGAGCAAAGGGAGACCACUAGUUCUCUCUGGAAGAGAGGGACUUGGGAGUGGAUUUUGAAGGAGAUGAGGAAUGUGAAUUGCCUGUCAGAGGAAGCUGUUUGUUGGAAGUUUGGUGGGUGGAGAUGCAGAGGUGAAAGUGUGAGCUUCGAGUGAAAGCAACAGGUAGAGAAAGAAGAGAUGGGAGGGAAAAGGAUACAUUGAAUAGGCCCUGAGGAGCACAGGAGUUGGGUAUUAGAGCCGAGUUUCAGGUUCUGGAGCAGAUGCAGUGUGGUGGCCAGGGCCAGUCCUGCUCUGAGGGUGGUGGCAGGUCACCUCACCCACCUCAUCAGGAAUUUUCUUGAGGCUUGUUCACAAACCUGGCACAGUGGCUUCCAGAACGCGAAACUUCCCAAAUGCAA